AUGGGACAGUGCGGCAGCAGCCCACAACUCAGCAGCCCAGCGCAGAGCUUCUACGACCUUCGAGAGCUCGACAUUGACAAGCAUGACAUCGAUUUUGCCCAAUUUAAGGGACAGGACUUUGCACUCCUCAUGGAAGAGUAUGGAUCGCGGGGGUUCACCAUCAUAGCGCUCCCCACCAACCAAUUCAUGCCGGGCCACCGCCUGGAGCCGGGGACACCCGAGGCGAUCAAGGCCUUCAUGCGCAGCCGCAACUUCCGGGGCGUGGUGACGGACAAGGUGGCUGUGAAUGGGCGGGGCUCCAGCCCAGUCAUUAAUUUCCUCAAGGUCGCCUCCGGCAACACGGAUCCCAUCCCCUGGCCGUACACCAAAUGGCUCGUGGGUCGGGAUGGCCGCGUGUACGGGCCAUACAUGCCGCGCUCCCGCCCCGCACGCCAGGAGGCCAGCAUCGUGCAGCUGCUGGAGGAGGGGGAGGCCAAGGCCGCCGUCUCUGCAGCCGAGGGUGUGGGGGUGGCGCCAGGGGAGCACGACACCAUGCUGGGAACCUGGAUGGCCGCCGGCAAGAUGAAGAUGCACCGCCACAGGCCAGAGGAUGAUGUGCUGCCCUCCCAGGUGCACAAGCUGCACCAGCCCGGCGACGGCACAGUCGCCGCACCGCCGCCUGCGCAGCAUCUUCCGGUGCAGGCCAAGGUGGGAUCAGAGCCCGCAGACACCCCCGCAGGCUGCUAG
Molecule: messenger RNA, 726 nt
Organism: Chlorella variabilis
Lineage: Eukaryota; Viridiplantae; Chlorophyta; Trebouxiophyceae; Chlorellales; Chlorellaceae
Exons: 4
Coding region: 1-726 (241 amino acids)
Biological process (GO): response to oxidative stress
Molecular function (GO): glutathione peroxidase activity
Source: RefSeq, a predicted model, not a curated record